GUCGCCCGGCCCCGCCCCGCCCCGCCGGUUCCCGGAAGCGACCGAGGAGAAGCGCUCCCGGGCGCAGGCGGGGGUCGUGUGCCUGGCGGAGGCCGCGGCACCCCCAGGGCCCGCCCGGGCAGCCGGCGCGGCCAUGGCGCGGAGCCUCGGGAGCUGGCUGGGCGGCUGCCUGCUGGUGUCAGCAUUGGGAAUGGUGCCACCUCCUGAAAAUGUCAGAAUGAAUUCUGUUAAUUUCAAGAACAUUCUACAGUGGGAGUCACCUGCUUUUACCAAAGGGAACCUGACUUUCACAGCUCAGUUCCAAAGUUAUAGGACAUUCCAAGAUAUAUGCGUGAGUACUACCUCGACGGAAUGUGAUUUCUCAAGUAUUUCCAAGUAUGGUGACCACACCUUGAGAGUCAGGGCUGAAUUUGCAGAUGAGCAUUCUGACUGGGUAAACAUCACCUUCUGUCCUGUGGAUGACACCAUUAUUGGACCCCCUGGAGUGCAAGUAGAAGUACUUGCUGAUUCUUUACAUAUGCGUUUCUUAGCCCCCAAAAUUGAGAAUGAAUAUGAAACUUGGACUAUGAAGAAUGUGUAUAACUCAUGGACUUAUAAUGUGCAAUAUUGGAAAAAUGGUACUGAUGAAAAGCUUCAGAUUACUCCUCAGUAUGACUUUGAGGUCCUCAGAAACCUGGAACCGUGGACAACUUAUUGUAUUCAAGUUCAAGGGUUUCUUCCUGAUAGGAACAAAACUGGGGAAUGGAGUGAGCCUGUCUGUGAGGAAACAAACAAUGACGAAACGGUCCCCUCCUGGAUGGUGGCCGUCAUCCUCAUGGCCUCGGUCUUUGUGGUCUGCCUGGCACUUCUCGGCUGCUUCGCCUUGCUGUGGUACAUUUACAAGAAGACAAAGUACGCCUUCUGCCCUGGGAAUUCUCUUCCACAGCACCUGAAGGAGUUUUUGGGCCAUCCUCAUCAUAACACGCUUCUGUUUUUCUCCCUUCCAUUCUCGGAUGAGAAUGAUGUUUUCGACAAGCUAAGUGUCAUUACAGAAGACUCUGAGAGUGGUAAGCAGAAUCCUGGUGACAGCCGCAGCCUCAGGACCCCGCCUGGCCAGGGAUCCCAGAGCUAGGCUCUGAUAAGGAAACACACUCGGCUGGGCACAGUGACACACUCCAUCUCACAUCUGCCUCAGUGAGGGAUCGGGGCAGCAAAUGAGGGCCAAGGCCACCUGAGCCAGCCCCACGUCUGGAACUCCUAGACCCUGGACUUAUCUAAGAAACCAAAGAGCUACAUUUUAAAGGCUCUCUUGGCAAAAAUACUCCAUUUGGGAACUCACUGUCUUAUAAAGGCUUUCAUGAUGUUUUUAAAAGUUGGCCACUGAGAAUGCAAUUUUCAGCCUCUUAUAUCACUAAAAAAGAAUCAUGUUUAAUUGUGAGAAAUAGGGCUGAGCAUAGUGGCUCAUGCCUGUAAUCCCAGCAUUUUGGGAGGCCAAGGCAGGUGGAUCACCUGAGGUCAGGAGUUUGAGACCAGCCUGGCCAACAUGGUGAACCCCCAUCUCUACUGAAAAUACAAAAAAUUAGCUGGGCGUGAUGAUGCACACCUGUGAUCCCAGCUACUUGAUUGGCUGAGGUGGAAGAAUCGCUUGAACUAGGUGGAGGAGGAGGUUGCAGUGAGUCAAGAUCAUGGCACUGCUCUCCAGCCUGGGUGCAGAGUGAGGCUCAUCUCAAAAAAGAAAAAAUUGUGAGAAACAGAAAUAUUUAAAAUGAGGAAUAAGAAUGGAGAUUUAACAUUCUACUAGAUUAUGGAUAGACUGAUCUGAAAAUCAACCUCAACUCAAGGGUGGUCAGCUCAAUGCUAUACAAAACAUGGAUUUUUGAAUUCUUUAGAGUACUUUGAAUUUAUUUUUCUACCUAUAUAUGUUUUAUAUGCUGCUGGUGCUCCAUUAAAGUUUUACUGUCUAUUG
Sapajus apella (tufted capuchin) is the source of this 1945-nucleotide messenger RNA. It is a transcript of the gene IL10RB, whose product is annotated as interleukin 10 receptor subunit beta. The transcript has 7 exons. The record is from RefSeq and is a predicted model, not a curated record. Gene Ontology annotation, molecular function: protein binding; interleukin-10 receptor activity. Bases 134 to 1111 code for a protein of 325 amino acids. Lineage: Eukaryota; Metazoa; Chordata; Mammalia; Primates; Cebidae.